AUGACAGGUAUCUUCAAUAUGGAUGAUGAUGAUGAUGACUUAUCAAUGAAGUUAGAGAAAAAACUUGAUUUGAAUUAUAGGUUGGUAGAUCAGAAUGGUAUAUCCGCAAUAGAGGAAGAUGACAUGCAUGAUACAGUUGGUGAAUUACCACGGCCAAUACCAGUGAAAACUACAAGAAGAAAUAGUAUUCCAUCAACUUUCAAAUCCUCUUCCUAUGAAAUUGAUAUUCAUGAAUCUUAUGUAUCAUCAUUGAAUAAUACAAAUAACUUCAAAAAUUAUAAACCAAAAUUGUCUGAUUUCGAACCGAUAAAGGUGCUAGGUAGGGGUGCUUAUGGUAAAGUCAUAUUGGUCAGGGAAAUUUCAACAAACAGAUUAUUUGCACAGAAGCAACUCAAGAAAGCGUCGUUGGUUAUAAAUGAAACUAAUGAAAUACAUCAGGUAAACUAUAACAGAACAAUAAACGAAAAAUCCAUCUUGGAAAUGGUUAAUCACCCCAACAUAGUCAGUUUGUAUUAUGCAUUUCAGGAUAAUGAUAAAGUUUAUUUAAUUCUAGAAUACCUUAGUGGAGGAGAAUUGUUUCAUCAUUUAGCUCAGGAGAAGUUUAUGAGCGAGAAGAAUGCUGCUUAUUAUAUUGCACAAAUAAUUUUGGCUUUAAGAUAUUUGCAUAACAAUCUUGGUGUCAUAUAUAGAGACUUGAAACCUGAGAAUUGUAUGUUAAAUUCGUAUGGUAAUUUGGUUUUGACAGAUUUUGGUUUAUCUAAAGUUUCUACAACAGAUGAGAAAAAGCACUCAAUGACAGGUACAGUUCAAUAUAUGGCACCAGAGGUUUUGAAAAACGAACCAUACACUUACUCUGUUGACUGGUGGUCAUUAGGCUGUGUUGCCUAUGAUUUAUUGACUGGUUCACCUCCAUUUAAUGGUAACAAUAAUAAAAAAAUCAUGGAGAAGAUUAUUUCCUCGAAAAAGACUUUAAAAUUUCCUUUCUAUCUUUCAUUAGAUGCAAAAGAUUUGUUGAGAAAACUAUUACAACCUAAUCCAGAGAAGAGAUUCAAUAUUGAUAAUGAUUUUGAUCUGUUAAAGAGACAUCGUUUCUUCAGACAUAUUGAUUGGUCACUAUUGGAAAGUCCAGAAUAUCAAUUAGAGACAUUGCCGCCUAUAUUACCUAUUAUAACUGACCCUAUAUUGGCUGAGAAUUUUGAUGAAGAAUUUACUGAGAUGUCUUUUACUCCCCCGACCAAUGAAAAUAUCAAAAUUCGUGGUGCAACUGGAAUCAAUCAGUCCGAUAUAUUACAUAUUAAAGACUUUACAUUCACUAAUGAUAGCUACUUGAACUCAAUAUUUAACGUAUAG
Messenger RNA from Debaryomyces fabryi, 1350 nucleotides. Its product is annotated as putative protein kinase. Gene Ontology annotation, biological process: protein phosphorylation. Bases 1 to 1350 code for a protein of 449 amino acids. Gene Ontology annotation, molecular function: protein serine/threonine kinase activity; ATP binding. The transcript has a single exon. NCBI's taxonomy places the organism in Eukaryota, Fungi, Ascomycota, Pichiomycetes, Serinales, Debaryomycetaceae. The record is from RefSeq and is a predicted model, not a curated record.